AUGGCACAGCGGCAGCAAGACAAGCUGGAAGCUGUGGCAGAAGCAGCAGGAGCAGCAGCAGCAGCUGCUGCUGCAAGCGUCUGGCGCUUCUUCGAGGAUGAUGCUGCAACACAUGAGGAGGAAAUUAAGAAAAUUAGUGCCAGCUGCGGUUGCAACACCCAGAAAAGCACUGCAAAGAAACAACAAAGCCCCCCACUGGAUACAGUAGCAGCUACAGCAGCAAAACUAACGCCCGCCACGGAAAUAACUGCUACCCCAGGUACUGAUACUUCUACUCCUUUUGUCACCGCUCCUGCAUAUGGAAGCAAUGGCAACUGUAGAAGCAGCAAUAACAGCAGCGGCGAUAGCAGCACAACAGCAACCAGCAAAGACACAAGCCCCAUGGGACCUCGUGGAAAUAUAGACGAUCUGAAUGCCCCAGCAGGUUGCAACAACAGCAGCAGGAAAAGCGCCGACAUUGACGGCAUCUCUGACAGCAGCGCACCUAUUGGCCGCACGAAAAGCAGCGUCAGGUGCAACGACUGCAGUGGCAGCAGCAGCAACGGAGGAGACUUCGUGUCAGCUUUAGGGAUGCUAAGGAACGCCGCAAACUGCAUUUUAUCGGGGACUCCACAGAAUCAGCAGCAGACACAUUUGGGCCAGCAGCAGCUGCUGAUGCAGGAAAAAACGGGACCUCACAGCGGCGAAAAUCUCCAGUUAUCGAGCAGCAUUGCUAUUGGAAGUUCUAUUGGAAGUACGCAAGCACCAGGUGCUGCUGCGGCAGCUGCUCCAGGUGCUGCUGCGGCUGCUGCUGUCGUUGCUGCUGCAGUCUUAGCAGCUGAGGCAGCUGUACGCGGAGAUAGCAGCUCAGUGCUGAGCAGCACCAGCGCCUGCAGUAAUGGCAUCAGCAACACGACUCACUACCAAACCUCAACCACCCCAGAGGCUGUACAAGUUGCUCACAGACUUCUACCCCAGCAGCAGCAGCAGGACCACCAGCAGCAAGGCAACGACGACCUGUCUGUGGAUACAUCUACAGCCAAUGCUGCGCCGGACGUUGCUGCAGAAGUUUCAGUGUCUGCUUGUGCAGUAUCGGUGGAAGCAGAGGUAAACGCAGCAACACUAGAAGGAGGAACACCCGCGGCAGCAGCAGCAAACGAAACAGAAACGACGGGAGGAGCAGGAAUUCAUAAACUUGUGGAGAGUAGACUUGGCUACGCCACGGACAUUGGGGGGCAGCUGCAGCAAACAGCCCAACAGACGGCAGCAAAGAAGCACCCCGAAGAAGAUGCCAGCACCCCGAGUUGGUACCGCCACAAGCGGCAUACCUUCAUCUUCUCCUAUUCAGGAAAACCAGUAUACUCCCGCUACGGCAAGGAAGAGAACCUCGGCGCCUUCGCAGGAGCGCUGCUGGCAAUCGUCUCGAAGCUGGAACGGUUUCGCGGCGACAAGCCCCCCGAUGUAGUCCGUCACUUUCGUUGUUUCGGAGGCCGUUUCGUAUUCCUUCCUCGGGGGCCGUUCUACUUGGCGCUCUUUGAUAGGCAGAGUGUUAACAACAGCAUAGCAAGGGCUUACCUGAUGCUGCUUCACAGACAGCUGGUGUGUAUUCUUACAAAAGAAGUCGAAAGGACUCUCCUUAUUCGGCCGAGUUUCGACGUCAGGCCUCUCAUGGGCGGCACGGAUGGCAUAUUUCGCGGGCUUCACCGCCAUUACUUCAACUCCAUGCUAUCCGUUUUGCUACCAAUAUUGAUGGAGUCAAACUGCGCUGCAGCCGCAAGUGGUGCUCCAGCCGGCACUGGAGCAGCCGCUUCUGUGGCAGCGGAACAGCUGCAUAAACAGCAGCAGCAGCAGGAGCAGCAGUCUGCUGCGCUUUCGAUUAGUGGAGCAUUCGAGGCGCUGCCCCUGAGCAGCACAAUGCGGCACAUAGCAACGACAGCAGUGAAAAAUGGCCCCACCCCAAACGUCUUAGCUUCGAUGCUGCUGGCAGAACAACGUGUUGUUUCUCUCUCAUACGCCAAAGGAUACGAACUGAGCCCCACAGAUGUCUGCCUGCUGACAAACUUUGUGAGUUCGUCAUUGGCUUUGCGCCAGCUAGAGAGCUUCACCCCGCUCUGUCUUCCGAGCAUAAAUGACAGGCAAGUGGUUUUAUUUCUCUUGCGUGGUUGCCUUUGGGGCUUUCUGCACGCCUACGUGCGCUACUUGACGCCGCGCCUGGCGUUUGUUUGCCUGUCUUCUCCGGCGGACUCCAUUCGAUUUCACCAACUUGCAAAUCAUUGCAACAAACUCUUCGCGGUACAUCUUGAAUAUGGUCCAGGGGAUGCUGACGAAUACCGGCUGCUUGGCCGCAAUAGAAACAUCGCUGGAGUACGCCCCGUAUGCACUGCCAUAUACACGCUGUACACAGGCGCUGUAGAGUUGAUACAAAACGCAAAGCGCCCGGCGCAUUCAUUUGUGGAGACGACGGAUGAAAAAGUGUACGUAUGGUUGACAGUGGAGUUCUUUUUCUUUUGCUGCGUCCCAAGAUGGAUCAAUAUAUCGACAACCCUUGUGGAGCAGCUAGCGAAGUGGAUCCGGGAACAGCAGCCUUUCCUCUUCAUUACAGAAACCCCUCCGCUUGUUCACAUACCGCAGCAAAAGUGA
This is a messenger RNA of Eimeria maxima, 2619 nucleotides long. RefSeq names its product At2g28390/T1B3.9, related. The record is from RefSeq and is a predicted model, not a curated record. Lineage: Eukaryota; Apicomplexa; Conoidasida; Eucoccidiorida; Eimeriidae. The transcript is spliced from 14 exons. The coding region runs from base 1 to 2619 and encodes 872 amino acids. Gene Ontology annotation, biological process: vesicle-mediated transport; protein targeting to vacuole.